Bufo bufo (common toad) is the source of this 1644-nucleotide messenger RNA. RefSeq names its product cytochrome P450 11B, mitochondrial-like. Gene Ontology annotation, molecular function: monooxygenase activity; iron ion binding; oxidoreductase activity, acting on paired donors, with incorporation or reduction of molecular oxygen. The coding region runs from base 1 to 1551 and encodes 516 amino acids. Gene Ontology annotation, cellular component: mitochondrial inner membrane. NCBI's taxonomy places the organism in Eukaryota, Metazoa, Chordata, Amphibia, Anura, Bufonidae. Gene Ontology annotation, biological process: cellular response to peptide hormone stimulus; cholesterol metabolic process; C21-steroid hormone biosynthetic process. The transcript has 9 exons. The record is from RefSeq and is a predicted model, not a curated record.
AUGGAGAAGAAAGUCCUGAGACAGGUUGGCUCAUGUCUGGUGGGACGUGGUUCUUGGGAUCCUUGCAGCUUCCUCUGGACAGGGAGGUCACGUAUGUCCACGGCUCCGCUGGUCCAGGAAGCCACCUCAGAUGUCACCUCCAGCAGCUCAGUUCUGCCUUUCCACUCCAUCCCCAGCACCGGACGCAAUGCCUGGUUCAACCUCCUCCAGUUCUGGAGGAAAAACAAUUUCCAGCGCAUGCACCACGUCAUGGAGGAGAACUUCCACCAGCUGGGACCGAUAUACAGGGAGAACUUGGGGACGCACAGCAGUGUGAACAUUAUGCUUCCUCAGGACGUUGCCCGACUCUUCCAAGCUGAAGGUGUCUUUCCUCGUAGGAUGACCAUCGAUGCGUGGGCGACCCACAGGGAGAUGAGAAACCACAAAUAUGGUGUAUUUCUGCUGAAUGGGGAAAGCUGGAGAUCUGACCGAAUCAUCCUGAACAAGGAGGUUCUGAGCAUGGCUGGGGUCAAGAAGUUCAUGCCCUUCCUGGACGAGGUCGCCACAGACUUCAUGUCCAUGAUAAAACGGCGACUAAAUAAAAAUACCAGAGGAGCCCUGACUGUGGACCUGUACGCGGACCUCUUCAGAUUCACACUGGAGGCCAGCAGUUAUGUCUUGUAUGGGCAGCGUCUUGGACUCCUAGAGGAACAUCCAAAUCCAGAAUCACUGCGGUUUAUUAGUGCUGUGGAGACCAUGAUAAAGACCACCCUCCCGCUGCUCUACUACCCCCACCAGCUAAUGCGGCUCUCAGACAGCAGUAUAUGGAAUGAACAUAUGAAGUCCUGGGAUACUAUAUUUGAGCAAGCGGAUCGAUGCAUCCAGAACAUUUACCAGGAGUUCUGUCUGGGUCAGGAGCGAGGAUACUCUGGGAUAAUGGCAGAGCUGCUGCUACAGGGAGAACUUCCACUGGACUCGAUAAAGGCCAAUAUCACUGAGCUGAUGGCCGGAGGAGUGGACACGACAGCCAUGCCCUUGCUCUUCACGCUUUUUGAACUUGCCCGGAAUCAGUCUGUGCAGAGAGAACUCAGGGAUGAAAUUAACAAAGCAGAGGCCGCGAACCCUAAAGACUUGAACCAGUUACUGAACCUUAUGCCUCUGCUGAAGGGAGCCAUUAAGGAGACGCUGAGGUUGUAUCCUGUGGGGAUCACAGUCCAGAGACAUCUGACCAAGGACACGACGCUCCAUAACUACCACAUUCCCUCCGGGACCCUGGUGCAGGUCGGUCUGUACCCUAUGGGUCGUAGUUCCCACAUCUUCCAGGACCCCCUACGUUACAACCCCAAUCGCUGGAUGCGCAGAGAUGACACAAACUUUAAGGCACUGGCGUUUGGCUUUGGAUCACGGCAGUGCAUCGGCAGAAGGAUUGCGGAGACCGAGAUGAUGCUCUUCCUGAUGCAUAUGCUGAAGAACUUUCAGAUUGACACCGUUUGCAAAGACGACAUAAAGACAGUUUUUGGCUUCAUCCUGAUGCCUGAGAAACCACCGCUGCUGACCUUCUGCCCGAUCUGACCCAGUACCACCUUACCCCACUGCUGUGCGGGACGCAGGGUGGAUUGUAAGCUCUUGUGUCCAGCAAGUGAAAGUGUAUUCUGUGCUUCGUGA